AUGGCGGAUGAAGCAGUGCUAACUCUCGGUCCAAAAAAUCCGACGUUGUUGGUGAGACAAAACAAACAUGUGUCGGGAUAUGUUUGGAACCAAACAAAUAAGAAAGUCUUGAAGUUGAGAUUACCCCACAUUCCUUUGAAUGGUGUCCCUCGACAAAUCGAACAAUAUGUUCGACUGGCUGGAUUUUACGAGGCCGGUCUAUGUGGUUCUAUCAAACAAGACAAAGUGUUGAUAUCAGCACUGGUGGAGCGUUGGCGGCCCGAGACGCACACCUUUCAUAUGCCGUUUGGAGAGUGCACCAUCACUCUUCAAGAUGUUGCCGUUCAGCUGGGACUAAAUAUUGAUGGGCAACCUGUUACCGGGGUGAUGUGA
Lotus japonicus is the source of this 372-nucleotide messenger RNA. Its product is annotated as protein MAIN-LIKE 1-like. Gene Ontology annotation, biological process: meristem development; meristem maintenance. The record is from RefSeq and is a predicted model, not a curated record. The transcript has a single exon. Bases 1 to 372 code for a protein of 123 amino acids. NCBI's taxonomy places the organism in Eukaryota, Viridiplantae, Streptophyta, Magnoliopsida, Fabales, Fabaceae.